This is a messenger RNA of Mauremys reevesii (Reeves's turtle), 1625 nucleotides long. RefSeq names its product heterogeneous nuclear ribonucleoprotein A1 (gene HNRNPA1). NCBI's taxonomy places the organism in Eukaryota, Metazoa, Chordata, Testudines, Geoemydidae. The coding region runs from base 141 to 1289 and encodes 382 amino acids. The transcript is spliced from 11 exons. The record is from RefSeq and is a predicted model, not a curated record. Gene Ontology annotation, molecular function: RNA binding.
GGCGGAGCACUAAGAGGGGGCGGUGGAGUGAGGCGGCGACGCUCUCCUCAUUCAGCCCUUUCUGAAUCGGCGCCUCACGAAGGAAGCAUCGCGCGCGCAGCAGUCUGAGACGGAGGCCUGCACCCCCCCCACCCGCCGCCAUGUCCAAGUCCGAGUCCCCUAAGGAACCCGAGCAGCUGCGCAAGCUCUUCAUCGGUGGCCUGAGCUUCGAGACAACAGAUGAGAGCCUCCGUGGCCACUUCGAGCAAUGGGGCACACUCACCGAUUGCGUGGUAAUGAGAGAUCCAAAUACCAAGCGCUCCAGGGGCUUUGGGUUUGUUACAUACUCUACAGUAGAAGAGGUUGAUGCUGCCAUGAAUGCUAGACCACACAAAGUUGAUGGCAGAGUUGUUGAACCAAAGAGGGCCGUAUCCAGAGAGGACUCACAGAGGCCUGGAGCUCACCUGACAGUGAAGAAAAUCUUUGUUGGUGGGAUUAAGGAAGACACAGAGGAGCACCACCUGCGAGACUACUUUGAACAGUAUGGCAAAAUCGAAGUGAUUGAGAUCAUGACAGACCGUGGCAGUGGCAAGAAGAGAGGCUUUGCGUUCGUCACCUUUGAUGACCACGACUCGGUGGACAAGAUUGUUAUUCAGAAGUAUCACACUGUGAAUGGCCACAACUGCGAAGUGAGGAAAGCACUGUCAAAGCAAGAAAUGGCCAGCGCUUCGUCCAGCCAAAGAGGUCGCAGUAGCUCUGGUAACUUCAGUGGUGGCGGCCGUGGAGGUGGAUAUGGCGGAAAUGACAACUUUAACCGUGGCAGCAACUUUAGUGGUCGUGGUGGGUUUGGUGGCAGCCGCGGUGGUGGCUAUGGAGGCAGUGGAGACGGCUAUAAUGGAUUUAGCAAUGAGGGUUAUGGUGGUGGCGGCGGCGGCGGCCCUAGCUACUCUGGUGGGAGCAGAGGCUACGGUGGCAGUGGCAACUACGACGGCUAUAACAACGGAGGUGGUGGCUUUGGCAGUGGCAGUGGAGGAAGCAGCUUUGGAGGUGGCGGAAACUACAAUGACUUCGGCAGUUAUAACAACCAAUCUUCAAACUUUGGCCCUAUGAAAGGAGGGAACUUCGGAGGCAGGAGUUCUGGUCCAUACAGCAGCGGUGGGGGGGUCGCACUUGGAGGCUUGCUAUCUGAAAGGGGUCACCAGAACAAAAGUUUGAGAACCACUGCUAUAACGCCAUCUCCAAUUGCUCUCUCAGGUGGCUACGGUGGCUCCAGUAGUGGCGGUAGUUAUGGAGGUGGGCGAAGGUUUUAACUACCAGGAAACAAAGCUUAGCAGGAGAGGAGAGCCAGAGAAGGGACAGGGAAGCUACAGGUUACAACAGUUGUGAACUCAGCCAAACACAGUUGUGGCAGGGUGUAGCUGCUACAUGAAGACAUGUGUUAGACAAACUCUCCUUUGCAAACAUAAGGACUGUAUUUGUGACUAAUUGUAUAACAGGUUAUUUUAGUUUCUGUUCUGUGGAAAGUGCAAAGCAUUCCAAUAAGGGUUUUUAUGUAGAAUUUAUUUUAUUUUUUUCCGCACCCAUGCUGUUGAUUGCUAAUUGUAAUAGACUGAUCAUGACGCUGAAUAAAUGUGUCUUUUUUUAAA